AUGAGCGCCCCCGCUGCGACCCCUAUCUUCGCGCCCGGCGAGAACUGCAGCCCUGCCUGGCGGGCUGCGCCCGCGGCCUACGACGCGUCGGACACGCACCUGCAGAUCCUGGGCAAGCCGGUGAUGGAGCGCUGGGAGACCCCCUACAUGCACGCUCUGGCGGCUUCCGCCGCCUCCAGAGGGGGCCGAGUGCUAGAAGUGGGCUUCGGCAUGGCCAUCGCAGCCACAAAGGUGCAGGAGGCUCCCAUCGAGGAGCACUGGAUCAUUGAGUGCAACGAGGGCGUCUUCCAGCGGCUCCAGGAUUGGGCCCUGCAGCAGCCACAUAAGGUGGUUCCCUUGAAAGGCCUGUGGGAAGAGGUGGCACCCACCCUGCCAGACAAUCACUUUGAUGGAAUCCUGUACGAUACGUACCCGCUGUCGGAGGAGACCUGGCACACUCACCAGUUCAACUUCAUUCGGGACCAUGCCUUCCGCCUGCUGAAGCCAGGGGGUGUCCUCACCUACUGUAACCUCACCUCCUGGGGGGAGCUGAUGAAGACCAAGUAUUCGGACAUCACCACCAUGUUUGAGGAGACGCAGGUGCCGGCCCUGCUGGAGGCGGGCUUCCGGCGGGAUAACAUCCGCACGCAGGUCUUGGAGCUGGUCCCGCCAGCCGACUGCCGCUACUACGCCUUCCCGCGGAUGAUCACGCCCCUGGUCACCAAGCACUGA
Molecule: messenger RNA, 711 nt
Organism: Rangifer tarandus platyrhynchus (Svalbard reindeer)
Lineage: Eukaryota; Metazoa; Chordata; Mammalia; Artiodactyla; Cervidae
Source: the annotation of a GenBank genome assembly